Messenger RNA from Amoebophrya sp. A120, 4607 nucleotides. NCBI's taxonomy places the organism in Eukaryota, Dinophyceae, Syndiniales, Amoebophryaceae. The record is from the annotation of a GenBank genome assembly.
AAGGACCAGCUGAAGAAAAAAGAGUAGAACGACCUGAAAACAAAUCUUGCAUGCUCUCUUGUUCGAUCCUUAAAAAGCGGUGAAUUAAUAAGUACCAGAUUCUUUUGUGUCUAGUUGAAAGAUAUGCUGGAACAUUGAUUCCCGGAGUUUUGGCUCGACAAGAUUCUACAUUUGCUUUCAACAUCUGUAAGUAACGAUCCCCGGCCGCGUAAGUACUAGAGCUUUUCUCGGCGGGCGAGGACUGUACAGAUACAGAAGAUCACAAAUACCCUUUGCUGCAUUUCGAAAACGCUUUGAAGUUUCUUGGCCUUUUUCUCUUCCCGAAGAUCGAAGAAGAAAUUUUUUUUGCCCCAAGUUGCCGUGAACUGCCGUUCUAGCGCUACCACCGCUACUUGCUGUUUUUGCAAGGAGAACAAGAGUAUAGAAAUUUAUCGCUUGAAUCUGGAAGUAAGUAUUUCGUUAGUCGUAAGUGAAAGCGGACUCUCACUUUCCCACGCGUAUUUCUAGGGAGAAAAAGAGGAGCUGGGACAACUCGGUUGUCCUAGAUAAAAAACAAAAGGAUAAAAGAAACGAACGCAUCUUGAAAGUUCACCUUGAAACGCAUCCGAGCACGACAAGUUCAUCUUGAAAGGCACUAGCUGUUGCACUUACUACAAGUAAGUAGUUGUGAAGACAACACGACGACUAUGUUGCGCGUUGUGGUCCUAAGUUCCAGUGUUGCCGUUGCCGGCGUAUCGGCACAGUCAGGGGGCGGAUUGUUUGACAACUUACGGGCAGCCUUGGGAGGGAGUGCAGCCAGCCCCACUAUGGACGCAAGUAGAAUUCUAUACUUGGGUAGUUUAUUUAGAAUUGUCGUUGUGUUUGUCAUGCAGAACUGCACUGAUACGUAGACAAAUCAUGUUGGACGACAAUGCAUGACAGAUAACAGAAAAACAAGCCUUUGUACUCUCAACAUAGGCACUCUCACAGCACCCGCUCCAGUGCAGCCGGUUGUUCCACAAGGCGAGGGCGCGUCAAGCUUGGAUAUCGUGAGGAAAAACUAUCUCAGUCUCAACCUGUAAUGCGGAACUUCCUUGCGACAGUUCCUUGUCAUGCUCGACAUGCAAGAAAUACUAGAAAAGGGUACUACUUGUUCCUACGUGUUUAUUUCUCUUGCAUAUCGCGCAUGAUCUUCCAGGUUUUCCUUGUCAUGCUGAGCAAAUUUGUAUUGGUGAGUCUACUGCAAUAAAGUGUUUGAGACAACUGAGAGAGUUCUUUCGUACGAUACUGGAGGAGAUGGAUUUACUAUGCUUGAACGGUAUCAAAUGUAAAAAUGUCUGGGUCUGGAAACUUGUGAUGCUGGGUGGCGUCUCACGAUGAGGCCACAAGUGCUGGCUCAGCAUGACAAGUUUCUGAGCUUCUAGCUGUUGCCUAUUUUGCAUGACAAAGUGCGUUUCUGCAUCACAGAAAAAUGGAGCUCUUGGGUAGCGGGCAUGACAGAUUUAAGAGUCAUGCCAGACAAGCAUGACAAACAUGCAUUCUUCCAGACCCAGACAUUUUUACAGUUGAUAAACGGAACCUACGCACAAUCGUGGUUCAACGUGCAGCAAAAGAUGAGGUAAAACUGCACGGAUUAUAGAAGAUUUCUACUUGAAUUCUUGUCUGAUGAAACUGAAAGCAAAUGAAGCAGAGCAAGUGUGCUGCAAGUGAUAUUUUUGAAGGUUUCUCGUCAUGAAUGAGAAACACAAAAGGUAUAUCCUGGGUCCCGACGCAGCGUUCAACGGACUGGACAAGGGCAACACACUGGAGCCGGCACUCUAUUCUGUCCUGGAGGACAUGCAGUCUGCAGGGAACCAAGACGCCUGUGGGGUCGGAAAACUGAUGGUAGGAUUUUGUUGUAGUACCUGCAGUUUGUUCAAUCAUCUGGACGGUACUAGCAGUUCUGUACGGUGCUGCUCGUUGUUUUUUUUCGUGGUCGUGCAAGAGGAGUACAACAAGUGUUUUCUUGCUCGGGUAAAAAAGUGUAAACACUCGUGACAAAAAGUAUCCAAUAUCGAAACACGCAGGUGCAACUCUUGUCCAUCACAACGGUGGAUAACGACGGCGCAGUAGUUAAGACGCAAAUCGAGAACAACGAACAGCUGACUUCCCCAUUGCUGACCUUGCUGCUCGACAUCCCUUGGAAUGGUACUUUCUUGUUAUCGCUUUCGAACGUGACUCCCUGUCAUGCUAGAUCAGCAUCAUGGACUUCUAGAGCAUGAGACAAGAGGAUGAUCGCAAGGAUUUUUCUUUAUUUGUUACCAAAAACUGCGCAACACAGCCUACCAGCCGAUGUGGCCGAUGUUUGGGUUUCUCGCACAAUUAGCCAUGCGCAGGGUGCUUGCUGGCGUAAACAACGAAGCAGUGGACGGCUUGGUGCAACCGGAGCUCCAGCAGUUCGCGAGCGCACUGAACAUGGGUAUAGAUGAUGAAAAACAAAGAUUUUGUGACAUGCAGAUGAAGCAUGCUGCAUCGUGUUUGUCAUGCGCAAGGGCAAGAACAUGUCGUUGUGCACAAAUAUAAUUACUUGAAUGCUCUCCAACUCCAGGUAUUAUCAACGGCGAUCUCGAAGCUCUGAAGGCGUUGUCGCAAGCCUUCAUUUAUCCUCUGCAAAAGAAAUACCUGUUUCCUCUCCGUCUAAGUACAGGAGCAGCUAAGGACACCGCCACUUUGAAGAAGACAAUAGAACUUACAUUUUUUCAUACCCGGUUUGUUGAUAGUACGUGUUCAUGCUCUAGUACUCAUGCGCGAUUGGUACUACCUAUUGGAACAAAACUUUUGCAACAUGCAUACUACCGACGCUGGCGAGGACGCGAUUGCGCAAUCGCCGAUGGGCUUUCUCACUGCUGUGUUCACCCAGGCAGCGGUCGCCAACACGACGGAGGAGGCGCAGAUUAUGGAAGUGCCAGGAUCGAAAUUGACAAAAUCAAAAAAUUUGUGAUGCAUGAAAUGUACGACGCGAAAUACGUGCGUUGCAGAGCAGGCAAGUGAGGCCGUUUGUAAGCCUGUUCGGGGUAAUAGCUCGAGCUGCUAAAGCAGCAUGAGAGAAUCAGUCUUCUCUGCCUAAACAGCAUUACAAACUGGAUUUAGGCACCACCAGAAUUUGUGAUGCGCCACUUAGAAACUGGGCUCGAACUGGAAUCCAUUUUAUGCAUGACAAAUCAUUUAGAUUUUGUCAAUUUCGAUUCUGACACUUUCAUACAGAUGAUGUUCUUCGAGAGCCAGAAGGUGCUGAAAAAGAUGAUCUUUACCCCAGCGGAUCUGGAUAUGGAAGCGUCAGGUUUGAAAUCGUCAAAGUUGAAAUAAUUUGCAAUGCAGAAAAUGCAUGACGCGAGGCACGUGUAUUGCAGAGCAGGCAAGUGAGGCCGAUUGUAAGCCUGUUUGGGGUUAGAGCUCGAGCUGCUAAAGUAGCAUGAGAAAAUCAGCCCUCUUUGCCUGAACAGCAUGACAAACUGGGCUUAAGGACCGCCAAAAUUUGUCAUGCGCCACUUGGAAACUGGCUUCCGAGAGGCAUCCAUUUUAUGCAUGACAAAUUAUUUCAACUUUGUCGAUUUCAAUCCUGACACACACAUAUUGGAUACCACCAUGUCCACCAGGUGGCCCUUGUGGGGCAUGGCCUACCUGGCCUCCCUGAAGACGGUGUCGUAAUGAAAUGGGCGGUAAAAAGCAGCCGUUGGCUCGUGCCACUGAGUAGUACCAAAUGCACACAUAUUUUUUUUGAAAAUGUAACAACAAAAUAUUUUUACGAUGAAAAAGAAAAACAACGCAACAGAAACACAACACUUUAAUAUCUCGACGGAAUUCAUUUUAUGCUCUUAACGCAGCAGCACAAGUUUUUCCUUAAGACAGCAAGAGGAUCAGGAGCAAAAAUCGCUCCGAAGUGGUCUUCUUUUACAACCACAGUUCUUUUUCGAUAGUACCCAUUUUCAUCGAGCGCAGAAGUGGCCCGAAUGACUUCUACUGAACCCGCCCCGCGGGCACCGGCAAACCAAUAAAAUAGUAAGGUGAAAAUGUAGAGUGUCAAAGGCAAAAGCAAACAGCACAAGGGGAGUUUUUUACUAAUUACACGACUCUUCUUCGUCUUCGCGAACAAGAAAAACAGACCAUGAAACGUUUUCAGUGUAGCAAAAGAUUCAGGUAAUAUUCGUGGAACUGCACGAUGCUUCAUCUGUAGUAGAGGAUCAGAAAACUGCUCUACCGACAACUCAAGAAUUCUGUGGUUUUAUUUCCACGAUAUGAUUUCUUCAUUUACAUUUUCGUUUCGAGUUGAUGUGUCAUUUAUACCUGUACUUUUCGACGUUUUUCCACCCACUACUUCAAACAAGCUUUGCGCACUUCGAAGGCUUUUGUCGCCGUUCCGAUUUUUCAUCUUUUCGCCUAGACAUUUCCUCUGCAAGUAUUUUUCAGGAGCCUUUUAUGAAUACUAGCGCAAUAGCCAGGCAGUCUUUCGAACUCUCUUUCCUAUCAGUUCUUUCUUGUCAAGAUGAUCUAAGUUAGUACGCAAGGUGGAACUAAGUACAUUCCUCCAGGUCAACAAAUAAAUGAUUUUCUUCAAAAAUCACAGAGGACGAGAACGGCUGUGCCCACGA